Molecule: messenger RNA, 1686 nt
Organism: Metarhizium brunneum ARSEF 3297
Lineage: Eukaryota; Fungi; Ascomycota; Sordariomycetes; Hypocreales; Clavicipitaceae
Gene: naf1
Product: H/ACA ribonucleoprotein complex non-core subunit NAF1
Biological process (GO): pseudouridine synthesis; ribosome biogenesis; box H/ACA snoRNP assembly
Cellular component (GO): sno(s)RNA-containing ribonucleoprotein complex
Molecular function (GO): RNA binding
Source: RefSeq, a predicted model, not a curated record
AUGUCUGGCUUUCAAAUCCCUGGCCUGGGGCAAGCCAAGCCUAAUGAGACAUUACCGCCUCUCCCAGCAGAUGUCCUGGCAGCUGCAGCUAGUGUCGAUGCGACAGAAGCACCACCUGCUUCAUCAGAGCCACACGGGACCUCUCAACCCAAGCAAAGCGACAACAAGACCGAGGGGCUCAACACUACUGUCGCAACAGCCGCGCUUCAAGCGACCGAAGAACCCGACGCAAUGAUCAUCGACCAGCCCGACAGCCCAUCAUCUCUAACCGGCGCGCUCGAAGCCGCCAUCGGCGGCCUAGACAGCACCGACAAUGCACCAGAGCAACCCCAACCGCAAACCAACGCAGUCGCCCUCCAAAACGACCAAAGCGAACACCCUGAAUGGGAAGUCGACUCUUCCCCAUACGAAUCGUCCUCGGAGUCAAGUAGCUCAGACUCGUCAGACGAAGACUCCGACAACGAAGGCUACGAGCUCCUCGGCGUCGAAGAAACCGCCCGCCUCCUCAUGGAAGCAGAAGGCGGCUCCGACGACGAGGGCGACCACGGCAAGGGGUCAAGUGCAGCCCGACUACGCACCAAGAAUGAAAUCGCAGAAGAAAUCGUCCCCAAGCCAGACAUCACCAUCACCAGCGAGAUGAAGAUCGAAGAGCUCGGCUCGAUCGAACACAUUGUCGAAAACACCGUGCUCGUAAAGGCAAUCACCCCAGGUGAAUACCAGGUCCUCGACACAGGAUCCGCCCUCUGCACCGCCGAGCGCGCCGUCAUCGGCGCCGUCGCAGAAACCAUCGGCAAGGUCCUGCAGCCCAUGUACACGGUGUACUUUUCUUCCGAGCAGGAAAUCAAAGACCUAGCCCUGGAAGUCGGCACAAAGGUCUUCUACCCCGUCGACCACGCGUCGUACGUCUUUACCCAGCCGCUAAGGAACGCCAAGGGCUCGGACGCGAGUAAUUUCCACGACGAGGAAGUCGGCGACGACGAGAUGGAGUUUUCCGACGACGAGAAGGAAGCAGAGUACAAGAGGGCGCUGAAACAGAAGAAGAAGGACAAGUGGAGGAGCAAAAAUGAAGACAAGGCCGGCGGCGCGGCCAGGGGACCGCAUCCUUUGAGCCAGGAGGUUUCUGCAGACGCUGGUUUAAACUACGAUGAUGACGACGGCCCGUACAAGCCGUUGGCUCGACCUCCCGGCUUUGGCGACGGACUCGCGCCUAGUGAAUCGUACGAGCCCGCCCCUCGACCUGGCUUCCGACGUGGUCGCGGCGGAGAUGUCAGAGGCCGAGGUAGUCGAGGCAGAGGAGGAGCAGGGAGGGGAGGCGGUCGGGGCGGAUACGGAAACACGUCGAGAGAUGGCUAUUCCCUCCCUCCCCAGGGCGGCCAGCAGAAUUCUCAACAGAUACCUAGUCAGCCUGCUACACAACAAGCAGCUGCUCCGCCAGUCAUGCCCAACUUUGGCUUCCAGCUCCCCGCUUGGCCACAAUCACAAGCGGCCCCAGGACAAUAUCCUGUGCCGCCUCCACCUCCUCCUCCAGGCUGGCCAGCGCAAGGUCAAGGCCAGGCGGGCGCUCCAAACACAAUUAUCAAUCCUGCAUUUGUAGCGGCGUUGAUGAGCCAGAUGCAGCAACAGAAUGGGCAGCACGGCUGGGGGGCUCAACAGCAACCGCCACCCAACGGUGGCCAGGCUCAGUGA